Sclerotinia borealis F-4128 is the source of this 1341-nucleotide messenger RNA. Lineage: Eukaryota; Fungi; Ascomycota; Leotiomycetes; Helotiales; Sclerotiniaceae. The record is from the annotation of a GenBank genome assembly.
AUGUCUACAAACCGAAAAGCAGCAUCGGCUGCUCAAAUACCGCCUGCUAGAACUCUAGUCGUUGAUAAUGGAGCCUACACCAUAAAGGCCGGGUUCUCGUCCCCAGAAUCCACGGAUUCGCCCCGAAUCAUACCCAAUUGCAUGGCCCGCGACCGCGAAAAGAAGGUUUAUAUUGGAUCGCAACUCGAAAAUUGUAAGGAUUUCGGCGACAUCGUUUUUCGUAGGCCCGUCGAGAAGGGGUACUUGGUGAACUGGGAGGCAGAAAAGGAAAUAUGGGAGCACGAAUUCUUCGACAAAAAAGCGCCACUGCAUUGCGAUCCACGAGAAACGGGAUUAAUAUUAACAGAGGCUCCUAAUGCGCUACCGGCUCUGCAGACAAAUUGUGAUCAAAUGGUGUUUGAGGAAUUUGGUUUUGCUAGCUACUACCGAUGCCCUGGUCCAAUUCUUAAUGCGUAUAAUGAUAUUCAAGCAUUAUUCAAAGGGCAAGCUCGAGAUCCACCGGAACCUCUUCUUCCUGCCGAAAUAAUCCUUCUCAUCGAUGCCGGAUAUUCUCACACGACAAUCACACCUGUUCUGCAGGGUCGCCCUUUACAAUCAGCGAUCCGAAGGUUAGAAGUGGGAGGCAAGCUUAUGACAAAUUACUUGACACGUUUAAUAUCUUUACGACAGUAUGACAUGCGUAAUGACACCUACUUGGUCAACGAGAUCAAGGAGGCAUGCUGUUAUGUAUCAAGGGAUUUCAAUGGCGAUAUGGAGAAAACAUGGAAAGGAACCAGAGGAGACCGAAGAGAAAUCUUCGAGACGGGUGGUGGAAUAGCGAAAGACUAUGUUCUCCCCGACUAUCAUAAUCGGUCUCAAGGUUUCGUGCGAGACCACGAUCCAUUACAAGCGGGCAAGUUGAAGCAAUUGACCAAGGGGAAACUGGCGGAAGCUGCGGAAGAUAUUUUGACUUUGAGAAACGAAAGAUUCACGGUCCCCGAAUUACUAUUCAAUCCCUCAGAUAUUGGUAUGCGACAAUCAGGCGUAGCUCAACUAGUGAUGGAAAGUCUUUCAUCUUUACCAAUGGGUCUAUGGCCAGCUCUUCUCGCAAAUGUCAUUGUUGUAGGUGGUAGCUCGAAGAUAGAAGGAUUUAUUCUAAGGCUUCAGCUUGAGAUCAAAGCUCUUGCACCGGCGGAGUGUUAUGUUCGUUGUGCGAGACCAGAACAUCCAAUUAUCAGCACUUGGAAUGGUGGAGCCGAAUUGGCGAAACAUCCCGAUCUCCUGAAGAAGCUAUCAGUAACGAAGCAAGAGUAUGACGAAUAUGGAAGUGCUUGGGUCGCAAAAAAGUUUGGAGGCAAGUAA